AUGCGCUUCGGCAUCCUAGUCUUUCCGGGCACCUGGAGCGAAACCGAUUGCCAUCACGCCGUGAACGGCGUAUUGGGCCAGGAAGCCGAUUACAUCUGGCAUCAGGAUGAUGAUCUGACCGGCUACGACGCGAUUAUCGUGCCGGGCGGUUUUUCUUACGGAGAUUACCUGCGUGCCGGAGCAAUCGCGCGAUUUUCGCCGGUGAUGGGUGCGGUCAUAAAAUUUGCCGCAGCCGGCGGCCUGGUAAUUGGCAUCUGCAACGGGUUCCAGAUACUCUGCGAGGCCGGAUUGUUGCCGGGCGCAUUGCGUCGCAACGAACAUCUGCAAUAUCGAUGCCAAUGGACUCGCCUCCGGACGGAGCGUACCGAUACACCGUUCAGCCGACGUUGCGCGCCCGAGCAAGUGCUGGAAGUGCCGGUUUCCCACGGGGAGGGCAGCUACUUUGCCGAUGCCAGGACUCUCCAGGAACUGGAGGAGCAGCGCCGCAUCCUGUUUCGCUAUUGCGAUGCUGACGGCGUGGCAACGGCCGAAGCCAAUCCGAACGGUUCGGUCGCCAACAUCGCCGGCAUCCUGAACGAGCGGGGAAAUGUGCUGGGGGAUGAUGCCUCACCCUGA
This is a messenger RNA of Geodia barretti, 615 nucleotides long. NCBI's taxonomy places the organism in Eukaryota, Metazoa, Porifera, Demospongiae, Tetractinellida, Geodiidae. The record is from the annotation of a GenBank genome assembly.